GGGCGCGCAUGCGCAGAAAAGCAGCGGAGUUUCAAGAUGGCGUCGAGCGCAGCGACUCGUACCGCCGCCGCCGCUAAAGCCGUCAAACCGAUCUUUAGCCGGGACCUGCAGGAGGCCAGACGGAGGGUUCGAGAACUGUACCGGGCCUGGUACCGAGAGGUGCCGAACACAGUUCAUACCUUUCAGCUGGAUAUAUCUGCACGUCAAGGCCGAGACAAAGUAAGAGAGAUGUUCAACAAAAACAAACACGUGACGGACCCCCGAGUCAUUGACAUGCUGGUCAUUAAGGGAAAGAUGGAGCUGGAGGAGACGGUUAACGUCUGGAAGCAGAAGACUCACAUCAUGCGUUUCUUCCACGAGACUGACGCACCGCGUCCUACUGAUUUCCUUUCUAAAUUUUACCAUGGACAUGACCCCUGACCUCAUAACUCAUGUGUAUUGUAAUUUUCUGAUUUUUCUGUAAAUACACUCGUGCUAAAAUCCA
Molecule: messenger RNA, 484 nt
Organism: Misgurnus anguillicaudatus (oriental weatherfish)
Lineage: Eukaryota; Metazoa; Chordata; Actinopteri; Cypriniformes; Cobitidae
Gene: ndufa6
Product: NADH:ubiquinone oxidoreductase subunit A6
Biological process (GO): response to oxidative stress
Cellular component (GO): respiratory chain complex I
Source: RefSeq, a predicted model, not a curated record